AUGAAUUGGAAUUGUGAGCAAAUGGUUCAGUCAACUUGGGCUGAAAUGUUAAGAGACGGUUUGGGACCUGAUCAGCGAUGUUAUACGAUCAUGAUCCAUGGGCGGUAUUCUUCUGUGAAUCUUCAGUUUAGUUUAGUACUACAGGUUUUCAUUUUGGUUACACUUAUGUCUAAUGUCUUCUAUGGUCUAGUUUCUCAUGUUCUGUCAACAUGUGUUAUAUCUUCUGCAGCUUUGAAAGAAGCUAUUGAUGAUCUGGAAUGGCCCGGAUCAAGUAUCAAACUAACAUUACAACCAACUCCUCCUUCGGUUGCGUUCGGAAGUGAAGGCCAUGGUGAUCUACAGAUAGACUUUAUGUAUUAUGCAAAUACUGAUCUUUUAGCAGCUUUGAGCUGUGAUCGUGAAGUGUCUCAUCGGUAUAAAUAUAAAUUCUUACAGGCAACAACUUCUAAUAUACCAAGUAGUGUCGUCAAAGAUAACCGUGGCAGCAAGGUUACGGUUGGGAGAGGCGGAAUAUUGAAAGUUCAGCAUCUGGUCUCCGUUGCAAGGCAAUCACACCCACACAUUGAUUCUGCUGGUUAUCAGCCUCCUAGCAGGAUAGCAUACAUUGAGUUCUUUGUCAAGCCAGAGGAGGUUGAAGACAAUUGAGUCCCAUUCAAGCCUUCAAAGGUGACUCCUCCCUCUUCAUCAUAAUGCUAAUGCAUGCAUCUUUAGACUUUUCUAGCUAAACUUAUCUUGUGCAGUUACGCUUCUUCAAUAUA
This is a messenger RNA of Amaranthus tricolor (Joseph's coat), 758 nucleotides long. RefSeq lists its product as uncharacterized. Gene Ontology annotation, biological process: DNA repair; DNA damage checkpoint signaling. Lineage: Eukaryota; Viridiplantae; Streptophyta; Magnoliopsida; Caryophyllales; Amaranthaceae. The record is from RefSeq and is a predicted model, not a curated record. Gene Ontology annotation, cellular component: checkpoint clamp complex. The transcript is spliced from 5 exons. Bases 1 to 645 code for a protein of 214 amino acids.